Molecule: messenger RNA, 1509 nt
Organism: Pieris rapae (cabbage white)
Lineage: Eukaryota; Metazoa; Arthropoda; Insecta; Lepidoptera; Pieridae
Product: coiled-coil domain-containing protein 28A
Exons: 1
Coding region: 206-802 (198 amino acids)
Source: RefSeq, a predicted model, not a curated record
GCUCACAGCUGGUAUACUAUAAAUGUAAACUGUGCAAUGAGGAACAUAAUAUACUAAGCAAUAAAAUAUAUUUAUUUACUAUUCUACUUUCAUUGUGUAUUUAAAAAAUAAAAUUAAAAUAACGUACUAGCAAUACAUUGAACGAAUAAAUAUUUUUUUUAUUGCAAGAUAACUGAUUAUUGUAUAAUAUAAAAACGAAUUAUACAUGAGCUUAGAUUUGGAACAAAGUAAUGAAACACAACAACUAAUGCAGAAUGAGGGGGAAGAUGAGGAGCAGAAGGUUUCUCCAUCAGCAACCUCUCCGGUAACUAGUAUUAAAAUGUCGAGCGGUGCAGCAAGUCUUACAUCUAAAAAUGCUCACGGCCUAUCAAACACAGCCAACAGUCUUAAUGAUUCGACCAAAAUGUCGUACGUCAAUGAAAGAAGACAACAUCGAGAUUUUAUGCGUUCUUACAAUAAUAGGCCUAAGCAUAUACCUAAAGAAACACCAGAUGUCAAGCACAUGGAGAAGGCUCUAUUAGAUUUACUUGAAGAUUUCCACACAGGAAAAUUAAGUGCGUUUAGUACAGGCUGUAGUAUGGAACAAAUGGUUAAUGUUAGGGAUCAGCAAGAGCAUUUGGCUCGGCUACAUUUUAAAUUGUAUGGUGAUCCAGAGAAACCAUCUGAGGACAAUUUUGAAAACUCUUCACCAAAAGAUAAGAUGACUCAACUUGUACAGAGUUUAGAGCAAUUGUCUGCAUCAAUUGAACAUUUGCAGUCAGAUGAAGCUGUUAGUUCUAGUAAUGAUAAAAAAGAGUCAUAAGGACAGAUCUUUUUUGGAUAUGCAUAUAAAAAUAAAUAAUUAAUGUAGUAGAAAUAUCUUAUUAAAUAAACAGUUUCUUUAAAAAACAGGAAGAUACUCUAUAUAAUUGUUGUCAUAAAUUAUAGUUCAUAUUAAAAUUAUUCUUCUAAAAAAAUUGUAUCACCUUCGAGGUUCCCCUAUAUUUAAUUACCUAUUAAAGUUAUAUAAUUCUUUUAUUUUAAAAUAUGUAAAUAGUAAGUGGGUGUGUUAAUAUUAGGUGAUAUCAUUAUUGUGGUCUCUUACUUAUGAAAUAAAAAUAUAUUGUACUAUAAACUAACAUUUUUUAUUAUCUUAUUCUGGUAUUACUAUGAUUAAUUUUUAUGUUUUACCUACUUUAAGCUUCUGCUCUGUGAUUCUCUUUUAGUUUUGUUUUUAUCAAAUUACUAAGGACGUUUAAUAUGUAUUCACACUUAUUUACCUUAAAACCUUUAAUACUCUUAUAUUUAAUACCAUAGUAUUACAGUUAAAUCUUGAAGCAAGAAAUGAGGUGUAGGUGCUUGCUCACUGCUGUGACCAAGCGUGUAAGUCAGUCGCGCUUCACAUCGCAUUGAGUGCGAUCGUACCGACCGUAAAUUUACUGCACCUUGUUCACAAACACAACUUUUGUGACACAAAUACAUAGAAAAAGAAGUUUAAUUCGAUUCUGCGCUUAAAUUAUUUUCAUAAAU